Molecule: messenger RNA, 1233 nt
Organism: Botrytis deweyae
Lineage: Eukaryota; Fungi; Ascomycota; Leotiomycetes; Helotiales; Sclerotiniaceae
Exons: 3
Coding region: 1-1233 (410 amino acids)
Source: RefSeq, a predicted model, not a curated record
AUGCCUGUGCGUCUGCAUGGUAUUCGUCGAAUUCUACCAUCGAAUCUUUCUGCACAUCCCAAUGUAGGGGAUAUCGAGUCUAUAAGAGUUCUGAACGGCUGCGACAGAGAUGUGGACAACCCUUUCUCUCACACACUGGCACUUUUAACAACCGCUGAUGAUAUUGCAGCUAAAUCUCUCUUGAGAAGGCCGUUCAUUGAGGAUUUUGCUUCGGAAGAAUGUUCAAGAUUAAUAAAAUCAUGGUUAAACAAGUGCAUUCUUUGCCAUCCGAAUUGCACCAUUAAUUCCCCUGUGAUAUCUCGCCUACCAACUCGCGUCAUCAGAGUUGGUGCUCAUGAUGGGCUUGAGCCAGCACUUUUCACUCCACCGGCUGGUUACGAAGGCGCUUAUAUCGCCCUCAGUUACUGUUGGGGAAGGCGAAAAAACAUUCUUCUCACCAAGGAAAUGACAAAACUACCGAAUAUGAGCGUGAUAUUCCCUAUGCCUGUUCUACCUAAAACCUUGCAAGACGCGGUUCAGAUUACUCGAAAUCUUGGGUUCGAGUUCCUUUGGAUCGACUCUCUGUGUAUCAUUCAAGAAGGCGACGAUGGGGAAGACUUGAGACGUGAAUGUAUAACAAUGCACGAGGUGUAUGGGAGUGCUACCUUAACCAUUGCAGCCGCUACAGCUGGGUCUGUUUAUGAAGGAAUCUUUCAAUGCCCAAAGACAAAUCCAGAGAUGCAGUCAGAUUGUAUCAUUAAAUAUGACCUAGAGGACGGUUCUCUUGGUACUGCUAGUAUUGUAUUUGAGAACAAUCAGCAAGGCAAUGAUCGUAUCAAUGAACCCUUGAAUACUCGUGGAUGGACCUUUCAAGAGCGUGUCCUAUCACCAAGAACGAUUGUAUUCUACAAGGACCAAGUGGGGUGGGAUUGUGCCUCGAUACUGAUCAACUCGAAUGGACCAUUAAGUCCCCUUACCGGCCAUCACAAAGAUUCUCCCGGUCGUCUCUCAGAUUAUCUUACUAGUCAAAAGAUUACGAGAACUCGAGCCGCAUCUGAAAGCGAAGCAUGCAUGGACUAUUGGCGAAAAUCUGUCGAGUUCUAUUCUCGCCGAAACUUCACACAUGAUAGUGAUAAGUUGAGAGCUAUCUCUGGAUGUGCACAAUGGAUUAAAUCAAAGACAGGUGAUAAUUAUCUGGCAGGCUUGUGGGCUUCUGAUUUGAGAACACAAAUCUUCUGUAAACGGACGAAUUAA